Messenger RNA from Zeugodacus cucurbitae (melon fly), 1329 nucleotides. RefSeq names its product ubiquitin-like-conjugating enzyme ATG3 (gene Atg3). Gene Ontology annotation, cellular component: cytoplasmic ubiquitin ligase complex; cytosol. The coding region runs from base 161 to 1165 and encodes 334 amino acids. Gene Ontology annotation, molecular function: Atg8-family ligase activity. The record is from RefSeq and is a predicted model, not a curated record. The transcript is spliced from 5 exons. Lineage: Eukaryota; Metazoa; Arthropoda; Insecta; Diptera; Tephritidae. Gene Ontology annotation, biological process: autophagosome assembly; nucleophagy; autophagy of mitochondrion.
GCUCCAGACGGUCGGCGAGAGUUGAGGAAAUAAAAAUAUUCAUUACAGUGUAUUAAUGCGAACAGUGCAACUGCAGAUAAUUUAUCGAACUUCAAUCAUUAAAUAUACAUACCUUCAAUAUUGUUGACUAGUGAAAGUAUAAUAUAAACGUUUAGCAAAAAUGCAAAGUGUUUUAAACACUGUCAAAGGCACAGCCCUAAAUGUGGCCGAGUAUCUUACUCCAGUCUUAAAGGAAUCAAAAUUUCGAGAGACAGGUGUUUUAACACCGGAAGAAUUUGUAGCCGCUGGUGAUCACUUGGUUCAUCACUGCCCAACUUGGCAGUGGGCUGCUGGCGAUGAAUCUAAAACAAAAACAUAUUUACCAAAAGACAAACAAUUCUUAAUCACUCGAAAUGUGCCUUGCUAUAGGCGUUGUAGACAAAUGGAAUAUGUGGGCGAGGAGACUGUGGUUGAAGAGGAAGGUGGUGACGGUGGUUGGGUUGAAACACAUCAACUAAACGAAGAUGGCACAGCAGAGUUGGAAGAAAAUGUGUGUGAAUUGACACUAGAUGAAAAUAAAGAUGAAAUGCGUACACCCGAUGAAGACAAAGGUGCAAAUGGCGCUGCACUUGAUGAUAACGAUAGCGAUGACGAAGAAGAUGACGAAGCAAUUGAUAUGGAUGAGUUUGAAGAGAGUGGUAUGUUGCAGCUAGUAGAUCCUGCUGUAGCCACUACAACGCGUAAAUUGGAUGCGGAAGCUGGUAUAAAAAAAUCAAAUUCUGGUGAAGCAGCUGGUGGUGCUGACGCCACCGAUUCCGUUUUGCAUACACGCACCUAUGACUUGCAUAUUACUUACGAUAAAUACUAUCAAACACCACGACUUUGGGUGGUCGGUUAUGAUGAGAAUCGAAAGCCCUUAACUGUUGAACAAAUGUACGAGGAUGUUUCGCAGGAUCAUGCUAAGAAGACUGUAACAAUGGAUAGUCAUCCGCAUUUGCCCGGACCCAAUAUGGCUAGCGUACAUCCAUGUCGCCACGCUGAUAUUAUGAAAAAGAUUAUACAAACUGUCGAAGAAGGUGGCGGUGAGCUGGGCGUACAUAUGUACUUGAUAAUUUUCUUGAAAUUCGUGCAAACUGUUAUACCGACCAUCGAAUACGAUUUUACUCAAAACUUUAAUAUGUCUUAAACCGUUUAAUUUUUAGUGCUGCAACAAGGCUUUUGAUCACUACAUAGGCAAUUUUAAAUGUUAAUUAUAAGAUUUAAAUUUUGAAAGCUGCUAAAAUUGCUUAUGCUUUUUAGAAAUAAAAUAUUUUUUGUAUUUGAUUUAUGACACCAUAAAUUGACCAUUUA